ACUUUAGACUCUGGACUAAAGAUGGACUUGUGCUCAUGUUGUUGGAGGCUGAGAUGUUGGGGAACGAGGGAUCCCGUGUUCCUCACUGGAGUGAGUUUCCCACCUGAUUGGCCCGUCUACAGCGAGACACUUAUUAAACUCAGCGUCUACGGUGUGAACGACGGCCAGCAGCAGACGAGCAACUUCUUGGGAAGUAGCAGCUUCUCUGUGGCCGAUCUCCUCCAGUCUAAGGACCAGCAGCUUUCUCUCAGCCUGAGGACAGCAGAUGAUUCAGCUACAGUGGGCACAGUGGUGGUGAGCCGGAUGAAGAUGGGUGAGAUUGAGGAUGGUGAGGUGGACCACUUUACCACCGACAUGCACCGGAAGUGCACGCUGGUGUACGAGUCGUCACAUGGAAGUGUUAAUGACAAAGACAACGGACCAAUAAUGAAUGCUGUGUUUAAGAACGCGGUGUGUAAGGUGUACAGGUUUCAGACAGUGGACAGUAAAUGGAUGUUGGUUCGGGAGCAGAUGGCGGAGUGUACGCUGUCCUUCAGCAUCCCGAAGCAACUCAUCGCCCUCUACAUUCAGGAGGACACCUGCAGGAUACAGGAGCUGAAAGAUCUGGGAGAGCUCUCACCACACUGGGACAACCUACGGAAGGAUGUAAUCUCUCGCUACGACCAGAUCAUCAAAGAAUACCAGGACACGCUGGCGGAGCUGGAGAAACUUACUGGCCCGUCGUUCAAGCCCAGCUGCAGCAAAGGCCAGAAAUAUCUGGAGUUCAUUCCCAUCAACCUGCACACACAGAGAAUGCGGGUGACGUGUCCAAGGAAAACAGAUUCCUUCUAUGAUGUGGUCACAGUAGGAGCUCCGGCAGCCCAUUCGCAAGGCUUCAAGAACGGAGGCUUGCAGAAACUGCUCAGCAAAUACGAAUCCGAGAAGAAGAGCUACAGCACGGCAUAUCAGUGCAUUUACUAUCCUCCAGAACAGACGGCCAAGGCCCGCGAGAUCCUGUGUGUGGUGUCCCAGCUGCAGCCGCACAUCUCUGCGCUGGCCGACCAGCUGCUCCAGACGGCCCAGCAGAGCUCCAGCCAGCCUCUCCGAGACGUCCUCAAGAGCCUGGAGGAGAAGACGGAGCAGUUUGUUCACGCUCUGAAGGAUGAGUUGGUGAAGAGUGCUCUCCUGGCGCUGCAUGCCGCCCGUCCCGGAUACGUCAGCAAGAGUCAGAGCUCCGCUCCGUCCAGCCCUGCCCCAGCCACAGCCGAUCCGCACCCCAGCGCCACCGAGAAGCCACACAGCGUCUGCAACAAUGUGGAUGGCUCCCAGACGCCGCCGAGAGAAAGCCGAGCGUCGCCCGUCCACUCCGACUCCAUCCCGCACCACAAAGAGUACGACGAGGAGGAAUGGGACAGGGUCUGGGCCAGUGUGGCGAAGAGUUUGAACUGCGUCAUCGCCCUGGUGGAUAAACUACAGGAGCAAGACAACAACAACCAGGAAUCAGCGCCCAGCCACCCGCUGGCAGACGUCAUCACCUCACACAGUCCCGAUCCUCCCGUGACAGCUGCGGUUUGGUGGGAUCAGCUUGGCAUCCUGGUUCAGUCAUUGAAGGAGUGUGUGGCAGAUGUAGCGGAGAGAGCGAGGCGCUCAAUGAGCUUCGUCCUGCUCCAGGAGGCGGUGUGCAGCACGGCCCAGGGCCUGCAGCUGCAGCAGAGACGGGAUGCUGUCUUCAGCCAAGCACUGGCUGCGCUGGCAUGUGGAUUUGUCAUGCGAUUAUACGCAGGUUUGGAGGAUAAGGGCUUUCUCAGACAGCUGCAUGCCGUCGGGCUGGUGGCCCAGUUUGAGAGCCUGCUGAGUACUUACAACCGCCAGAGACGGUCAAUACAUGGAAGACGAAUACAGCCAAGUCAUGAGGAUAUAAGCUCAAGCAUCUUCUGUAAGUACAGACAGACCAAAGAAGAGGAAUUGGAGGAAAGGCAUAGAGGAGCAGAUCUGGCCAUUAGUGGGUCAGAGCAUCCUGUCCCAAUGAGCCCUCUUCUUCCUGCGCUGAAAUCCAUAGCGGACAAUGUGUUGUCGAUUUUCUGGCAAAAAGGUCUACGACUGCUGUCCUGUAAUUCUUCCAAAUUGACUGAACAACCUCCUUGUGUAGGCACCAUUCCCCUGGUCUUGGUCCCGAAUGGGAAAUUGAAUGACGAGCAGGUAGCCAUUGUGCAGCUACUGCAGGGUAGCUCACGCUAUGCCCAAUAUGCUGGGAACGAGACUCAGCUGCCCUUACCCUGCGCUCAAGGGCCUCCUGAGCAGCUGGACCGAAGAUUUGACCAGACACUAAUGGCAAUUGGCGGAGGUUGUUGCGACAUACCUCAGGGAGCCUGGACUGAGCCAGCCACACCUGCCGUCUUGCUUGUAGACCGUUACACUGUCGAGGUGCCUCUCCCACAUCAUGCCUUCCAAACGCUCCCGGAUGAGCUGCGCCAGGGCAAGCCGCUACGCGUGCUCCCCGUGCUCUUCAACGUGGGCAUCAACGAGCAACAAACCAUCGCUGAGAGAUUUGGUGAUAUAUCUUUACAGGAGAGAAUAAACCAGAAGAACUUUGAGAUUCUUGAAGGUUACUAUAAAUCCUUAACCAACACGCUGCCGUCUGAAUGCCUGCCUUGUUUUCAGACACAGACAGACAUCAAGGAACUGCUCGACACCCUCGGCCAGAAUGUAGUCACCAAGAAGAGAAAGAACGUGGAGAUCCUGUGGCUUGCAGGAAUGAUCUGUCGACGGAUGAAUGGUAUCCGCUUCACCAGCUGUAAAAGUGCCAAAGACAGGACGUCCAUGUCAGUGACACUGGAGCAGUGCUCUCUGCUGAGGGACGAGCACCAGCUCAAUAAAGAUUACUUUGUGCGAGCUCUGGACUGCAUGCGGAGCGGUCUCUUGGCCCAGGGAGAGGUUGCCCAAUGGGACGACCCUGAAGCAGGCUCUGUAGCUAUUAACAAGCCGGCGUCCCGCCACUUCUAUCCGAUCGCCCUUCUGCUUGUCAGCUCCCACCUGCUAGUGGUGUGGCUCAUUUUAAGUCUUGUUUUUUUGCUUGCAAAAUACCAAUAAACUGCUGAUUAUGCCAUAA
This is a messenger RNA of Sinocyclocheilus grahami, 3088 nucleotides long. Its product is annotated as type II inositol 3,4-bisphosphate 4-phosphatase. NCBI's taxonomy places the organism in Eukaryota, Metazoa, Chordata, Actinopteri, Cypriniformes, Cyprinidae. Gene Ontology annotation, cellular component: cytoplasm. The transcript is spliced from 22 exons. The record is from RefSeq and is a predicted model, not a curated record. Gene Ontology annotation, molecular function: phosphatidylinositol-3,4-bisphosphate 4-phosphatase activity. Bases 22 to 3069 code for a protein of 1015 amino acids.